Molecule: messenger RNA, 975 nt
Organism: Aspergillus uvarum CBS 121591
Lineage: Eukaryota; Fungi; Ascomycota; Eurotiomycetes; Eurotiales; Aspergillaceae
Exons: 5
Coding region: 1-975 (324 amino acids)
Source: RefSeq, a predicted model, not a curated record
AUGACAACAAGCAAGCCAGCCAGGAGCAGAGGUCCACGUGCAUCACACUUCGAGUUCAUCUCCGUCGCGGGUGACAAUGUAGCCGGCGACGCAGUCACGCGGCGACGCGUUCGCAGCCACGCGAUGGUCGACUAUCGCCGACGAACCGCUAAACCCAAGCGAAAGGAAACCACAUCCAUUGAGGUUGAUACGAGCCCGCUACUGCAGGGCUCUGUUUUAUCACCCCUGGUUGCUUCUCCAUCAUUGCCCGAAAAGCAGCAGGCCUGCACAGAUGGCCUUGUCUCGGUAGCUCCGCUCUCGAUGCUGGAUGCAAGUCGAUCGGACCCAUUCGGGACAUUUCCGAUCGAACGCGAUCGACGAACUCGUCGGCUCUGGGACCAUAUGUACGAUGGAACUUGCUCUAUGUUUCGAACCAUGCUCGACAUCGGUUUUCUCGACGUCGUCCGUGAAUCCAUCGCUCUAUCACAACUGUUAUCAGCCUCGUCAAAACACUUGGGCCAUCUAUUCGCCGACGACAGCGGCACGGAUCACUACCGGUACACCGUUCAUGCGACAACUCUCCUGCAGCAGCGUCUACGAGACCCCACAACUUGUGUGACUGACGAAGUGGUCGUUGCUGUGCUAGCGUUCUGUUGUUAUGCUAACAUGACGCGGGAUCCAAAGCUGUUGAAUGUUCACAUGGAUGGUCUAUCCCGGAUCCUUGACUGCAGAGGUGGCGUCCAAUCUCUCGACUCUAACCCACUGCUGAGGACCAUGCUGUAUUGGGUGGAUGUCAAUGGCGCAUAUAUUCAAGACAGUAUGCCUCGAUACCAUCAGCCUCUAGCGAUCUUGGCCGGUCGUAGCAAGCUCACCAUGGCCUCGUAUCAGUUCGACCUAUCGCUUGACGGCGAAAGCAACAACCGCAACUUCUUUGUCUCAUAUAUCCGUCAGAGCCUUGCCGAGUUGCAUUCCACGAUACCAUGGAGGCGCGUGUGA